AAGUCGCCGUGUUCGUGGCGAGUGUGUCUUGUCGGGAAUAUCGACCAAUCGUGUUUAUUUUGGUUUCACACCGGAACUUUUGUUAUAGUGUACUUUUAAAUUAGCAUGGUUAACAAAAUGUACUUCGGCGGUGUCGAAGGAGGCGCAACACAUUCAAACUUGGUCAUCUGUGACGAAACCGGAGAAGUAGUUGCCACAUCUAAAGGUCCCGGUACGAAUCACUGGCAACUUGGUAUAGAAGAAUGUGCCACAAGGAUCAUAGACAUGAUACACGCUGCUAAGGAACAUGCUGGAUUUCCGUUGGACAAACCUCUGGACUGUUUGGGUCUCACCCUCUCAGGGUGCGAGCAGGAAAGCAGUAACAAGGAGCUGGCGGAACGAGUGAGACAGAAAGAUCCAGCGUGUGCUAGAAGAGUCCAUGUGGCUUCAGACACAGCUGGCUCGCUGUUCACUGGCGCUCCUAACGGAGGCAUGGUGCUUAUAGCUGGCACGGGAUCUAACGCGUUGUUGUACAAUGGAAAACAGCAGUAUGGAUGCGGUGGUUGGGGCUUUCUCUUAGGAGAUGAAGGAGGAGCUUACUGGAUAGCUCAUCGUGCUGUAAAGACUAUCUUUGACGAGGAAGAUGGAUUGCGUCCUUCACCACAUCCAAUACACGCCGUCUGGGAGGUCAUCAUGGAACACUUUGGGACAGAGAACAGAGUGGACCUACUGCCUCAUGCUUAUAAGAACUUUGAUAAAUCCAAGUUCGCUGGUUUAACUCAGAAACUCUCCCACCUCGCCCUCCGAGGCGACGCUCUAUCCCGGCACCUAUUCGCAGAAGCCGGCAGCGCACUCGCAGCACACGUGGCCGCACUUGUCCCAAAGACUAAUGCGAGGCACGUCAGAGUCGUAUGCGUUGGCUCUGUGUGGAACAGCUGGGAAUUGUUGAAGCCUGGAGCGCUGAAAGAGCUUAAUAUUAGGAGGGUAAAACCCGAGCUAGAGCUCGUCAGACUCCGCGUCUCAAGCGCUAUGGGCGCCGCGUGGCUAGCAGCAAAGCAGCUCGACUACGAGCUGCCCCGAGACGACGCGGCUUUCUGUGAGAUCCUCUACACGUACACGCCCGAACACCACAUGAAUGGGAACGGGAAGGUGAAUGGGACUAUUGGGAACUGCGGCUCGACAGCGGGCGUUGUAGGUUAUGUAUCUUUAAAGGAGCGAAUUUCGGCCGCCACGGUCUCAAAUAACGGUUUGCAAGGGAGAAGAGACAAGUUUAACUUUAUUUCUGAUGUGGUGGCUGUUUCGGCGCCGUCCGUGGUCUAUAUAGAGAUAAAAGACAGUCGGCGUAUGGACUUGUUUUCUGGAGAGCCUUUAACGUUGUCGAAUGGUUCUGGGUUUAUAGUGAAGGAGGAUGGACUGAUAUUAACGAACGCUCAUGUGGUCGUGAAUAAGCCGAAUGCUAGCGUGCGAGUAAAGCUGUCGGAUGGCUCCGUCCACAUAGGUGUAGUAGAGGAUAUAGACAUGAAGUCGGACCUGGCGACACUCCGGAUCCCAGUGCGUGGGCUGCCUAUAAUGAAGCUAGGGACCUCCGCAGACCUCAAGCCUGGCGAGUGGGUAGUUGCAAUGGGGAGUCCUUUGGCUCUCAGCAAUACAGUGACUGCUGGUGUUGUCAGCUCUACUCAGAGAGGGAGUGCAGAGCUUGGCUUACGAGGCAAAGACAUGGUCUACAUACAAACCGACGCGCCCAUCACAUUCGGCAACAGCGGCGGUCCUCUGGUAAAUCUGGACGGUGAAGCAAUCGGUAUUAACAGUAUGAAAGUCACUUCGGGCAUCUCGUUCGCUAUACCCAUUGAUUAUGUGAAGGAGUUCCUGCAGAAACGGAAAACAAAGUCCCCACAAGUGUCCCGGCGGUACCUCGGCAUCACCAUGCUGUCGUUGACUCCCAACAUACUCAUGGAACUCAGAAUGAGGAAUCCAGAGAUGCCCACAGACAUAGACCAUGGCAUCCUGGUGUGGAAAGUUAUCAUAGGAUCACCUGCUUACAAUGGCGGCCUCCAACCAGGCGACAUUGUGACCAACAUUAAUGGCAAGCCCGUGCAAACGGCGACCGACGUGUACGCCAUCUUGGAAAACAGCAGCGGCCUGCUCAAGGUCGACGUCGUUAGAGGGAGAGGGAGGUUGGCUCUCUCUGUCACUCCCGAACAACAUUGACAAUAGUUACUUUUCUAAGUUGGAAUUUUAAACGAAGAGUUAAUUUAAUGCUAGAAUUAAAUACCGAUACCGUAACAGGAAUUAAAUACCGAAACCAGAAUUAAAAACCGAAAUCGUUGCAUACUUAGAUGCUGAAGGCAAGGACAGUUGUUUGACUGUUAAAUUGAGCUAAAAAUACCACUUGACUUUUACAUGUUUAUUCAGGCCGUUAGAAUAAUCUAGAAUUUUAACAUAUAUUACUACUACAGAAUCACCCAGCUACCACCGCCUACCUAAACGGGGUUCAAACCUUGGUGGUCCUUGUAAAUCCUCUAACUAGUCAUAGUGACAUAAAAGGCGCGGCCGUCCAAACGGUGACCGACGUGUAAGCCAUCUUGGAAAACAACAGCGGCCCGCUCAAGGUCAACGUCGUUAGAGGGAGAGGGCGGUUGGCUCUCAGUGUCACUCCGGAACAACAUUGACAGUAGUUUAUUUAUUAAGUCGGCAUUUGAAAUGAAAAGUUAAACCGAAAAUAUAAUUAAAUACCGAAACUAGAAUUAUUUACCGAAACCGAGUAAAAACCGACACCAGUAUCAGUAACCGAAACUAGUCAAAAGCGAAAACUAGAAUUAAGAACCGGAAAUAAAUUAAAAACCAAAACCAGAAUAAAAACCGACUCGAUUAAAAAACCGAUACAAUUUCAUUUUCAAAAUGGGUUACAACAUGGGCAGCGGCCUGCUCAAGGUCGACGUCGUUAUAGGGAGAGGGCUUGUGGGCUCUCACUGUUACUUCGGAACAACAUUGACAAUAGUUAUAAUAGCUUUACGUGUUAGGCUUGAAAAAUAAGUCGGCAUUUAACAGAAAGUACCGAAUCUAGAAUAAAUAAUUGAAAUCAAAAUUACAAGUCGAAACCAAAAUCUAAAACCGAUAUUAAACGAAAUAACCGAAAACGUAUUACGUAGAUAAUAGUUGUAGAGACAUGUUUAACUGUGACCGGGGCUACAAGGGAAAACCGUUUUUAAGGCCCUCUUAAAAAAAAAGGUUGAGGUUGGUCUAACUGUAAAUGGUCUAGUAAUCUAGAAUGAGGGCUAACGCGUAUGAAUUCGCCGCUAGAUGUAGAUGGUGGUCUUUUCCAUAGUUCGUCACUUCAAUGACUGACAGCUGUUCUAUAGUCUUUUGGACCACCAUCAACAGAGGCGCCAACUGGUGAGCAAAAAAACGAUAGCCCUCAUUUAAUUUGAUUAUUUAAUUUAUUAUGUUUAAUUGGUUAGAAUAUAGAAACCCUGAAGAAACAACCUAAGAAUGUAACAUUGAAACCUCACUGCCAAGUGUCGUUUUGACGACAUGAUAAGUCCUACCUACCUAUUAUUAUUAUGUACCGUUGUUUUAUCGCCUCCAGGAUUUUUUCUGCCUGAUUUAUAUACCUAUAUUAUAGUAAAUAAGUAGCUUUUUAUAAU
Molecule: messenger RNA, 3623 nt
Organism: Cydia strobilella
Lineage: Eukaryota; Metazoa; Arthropoda; Insecta; Lepidoptera; Tortricidae
Gene: HtrA2
Exons: 15
Coding region: 106-2187 (693 amino acids)
Biological process (GO): programmed cell death; positive regulation of apoptotic process; proteolysis
Molecular function (GO): protein binding; serine-type endopeptidase activity
Source: RefSeq, a predicted model, not a curated record